GAGAUAGUGCUGCUGGACAAGGUGUCCACAGGCUUCCCCGGUGUGGUGCAGCUGCUGGAGUGGCUUGAGCUCCCCAGCUACAUUGUUAUGGUGCUGGAGCGCCCGGAGCGGUGUCAGGACCUGCGGCACUUCAUUCGGGCACGGAGGUUCCUGUCCGAGGAAGAGGCGCGGGAGCUGUUCCGGCAGGUCCUGGCAGCCGUGCGGCACUGCACCAGCUGCGGGGUCCUGCACCGAGAUAUAAAACCGGACAACAUCUUGGUUGACCUGGACACCGGCGAGGCAAAGCUGAUAGACUUCGGCUGUGGCACCUACCUUCAGGAGACAGUCUACACUCAAUUUUCAGGAACACCAUCAUACAGCCCCCCGGAAUGGAACGACUUUGGGUGGUACCAUGGCGAGGCAGCGACCGUCUGGACCCUGGGCAUCCUGCUGCAUGAGAUGGUCUGCGGGGAGCAC
Messenger RNA from Poecile atricapillus (Black-capped chickadee), 456 nucleotides. Its product is annotated as serine/threonine-protein kinase pim-1-like. The transcript is spliced from 2 exons. Gene Ontology annotation, molecular function: ATP binding; protein serine/threonine kinase activity. The annotation marks the transcript as partial. Gene Ontology annotation, biological process: protein autophosphorylation. Gene Ontology annotation, cellular component: cytoplasm. NCBI's taxonomy places the organism in Eukaryota, Metazoa, Chordata, Aves, Passeriformes, Paridae. The record is from RefSeq and is a predicted model, not a curated record.